Molecule: messenger RNA, 2694 nt
Organism: Salvia miltiorrhiza (redroot sage)
Lineage: Eukaryota; Viridiplantae; Streptophyta; Magnoliopsida; Lamiales; Lamiaceae
Product: inactive TPR repeat-containing thioredoxin TTL3-like
Exons: 6
Coding region: 416-2374 (652 amino acids)
Cellular component (GO): cytoplasm
Molecular function (GO): protein binding
Source: RefSeq, a predicted model, not a curated record
UUAAGGAGUCCUCUUUUUGGUCCAAAGACAAUGUGCACCAUUACACAAGAAGAUAAAAAGUAUCUCCCAUUUCCCUCUUUUCUUUUUACCCUCUUUCUCUCGGAUGCCAUUAUCUCUUUCAGAGAGAGGGGAGAGAGGACUAGAGAAUAAAUGUUUUUUUGUAAUGCCUUGAACACGAGGCUAUGAAAUCAAAAAAACAUUCUCCUCUCUCCCUCUCUAACCCUGCUUUUUCAACUCUAGAUUUGGUGGAAAUGGGACAUUAACUUUCUUCCAUCUCUUGGCCUACAAGUUUCCAACUUGAAUUAUAUACUAAUAUCAAACCCCUCCCUCAUUAUGCCUUUAUACACCCCAUGCACAUCCACCGCAACCCUUUCAUUUCUUUCUUCCACAUAGCUAUACCAACAAAUUCUUCAUCAUGGGAGACAACGCUCCAGCUCACAAACACUCCGGCUGCGGCCUCUUCCACCUCGUCUUCGGGCGCCGCAACAUACAGCCGCGGCGCUCCACCUCCACCGGCUCCCUCCCCUCCGCCCCCCUCAGCCGCGUCUCCCGUUACCCCAGCACCCCCUCCCGGAAAAUCCGAAACGACGAUAAAAUCAUCGAACGUCCCGGCAAACGCCACGCCAUUUCCCAUCAGCACCAUAAUCCCACAGCUCACAACAUCAAUGCCGCCGCCCACACCAAUGCAAGAAAAGCCCCGCAGGCCGGGCCGGGAUUCGGGCUCUCUGGCGAGCUGGAGAGCAUGAUCACGGACUACCAGCGGACGUCCAGAGGCGGCGGCGCCGGCUUGGUCCGUGCGUCGUCCAGCAAUCUCAUGCUAUUCGGCAACUUGGGAAACCUCCGGCAGGGCGGAAACGGCAAUGCCGCGGCGGCGGAGAACCCCAAAUACUCGACGAGCGUGAUGGGGAACGUGGUGGCGAAGCCCGUGUCCCUGUGCCGGGCCCUGUCGACGAGAAUGGACCCGGAAGAGCUGAAGAUGCUCGGCAACGAAGACUACCGCAACGGCAGAUUCGCAGAAGCUCUGUCGCUUUACGACGCCGCCAUCUCCAUCGACCCCGACAAGGCCUCCUACAGGAGCAACAAGAGCGCCGCCCUCGUCGCCCUCGGGAAGCUUCUAGAAGCCGCCCUCGAGUGCCGAGAGGCCAUCCGCAUUGACCCCUUCUAUCAACGAGCUCACAACAGAUUGGCCCUUAUUUAUCUCAGAUUGGGGGAGGCUGAGAGGGCUCUCUACCAUUUCAAGCAGGCCGGCUCCGACGCCGACCCCGACGCCAUCAACAGAGCUAACCAAGUUCUCAUUCAUUUGAAUAAAUGCACCGACGCCAAGAGGCACAGAGAUUGGACCACUCUGUUGAAGGAAUCGGUUCUAGCUGUAGACGCAGGCGCCGAUUCUGCGCCGUCGAUAUUUGGAUUGCGAGCUGAGGCGUUGUUGAAGAUGAACAAGCAUGGAGAAGCCAUUGAAACAAUGGAGAAAAGCCCGAAAUUCGAGGUGGAUCUGUGCACGAAGUUCUUCGGGCCAAUCGGAAGCUCGAGCUUGCUGGUGUUCCAAUCUGAGGUUCACUUAGUUGCAGGAAGGUUUGAUGAAAGUGUGGCAGCAGCAGAGGCAGCAGCCAAGCUGGACCCGAAGAGCAAGGAGGCGAGUGCGGUGCUGAGGAAGGCUCGGGCGGUGGCAGCGGCGAGGUGCAAUGGCAACGAGCUGUUUAAGGCAGCGAGGUAUUCGGAGGCGUGCAUUGCAUAUGGCGAAGGGCUGAGCCAUGAUCCGCACAAUGCACUUCUGUUGUGCAACAGAGGCGCGUGCAGGUCGAAGCUGGGGCAGUUCCAGAAGGCCGUGGACGACUGCAACGCGGCGCUUAAGGUUCGCCCUUCCUACAGCAAGGCCAGGUUGAGACGAGCUGAUUGCUAUGCCAAGAUUGGGAAAUGGGCGGCUUGCGUGGAGGACUGCGAGGCGUUGUUGAGGGAGAAUCCGGAAAAUGAGGAGAUCGUGAGGAUGAUGAAGGAGGCGGAGGUGCAGUUGAGGAAGGGCGGCGCCGCUCAGGAUUUGAACGGUGCUGGCGGGGAAGCUGCUGGCUUGCUUGUGGUGGCCAGCAGUGAGCAUUUUAGGGACUUUGUGGCUUCUUCUGGUGUUUGUGUUGUUCUGUUCUCUACCAAGACAGUAGACUCCAAAAUCUUGCAAGUUGUAGAGCAACUCUAUGAGAGAUAUCCAUGGGUGAAAUUUCUCAAGGUGGAGGUGGAAGAUCACCCUUCCUUAGCAAAAUCCCAAGGGCUAAACUCAUUUCCGGCCUUCAUAAUCUACACGAAUGGAUCCAGAGCCACUGAGAUUGCAGGAGACAAGUUUGAUUUGUUAGAGAGAUCAAUCAAAGGUCACAUCAGAUCAUAAUCUACACAACACAAGAUUAAUGGAAACAAAAUUGAUGCUUUUUAUUAGGAAAUAGCACAGAAAGAUUGCUCGUUUAGGACAAAACAAUGAAUGAAGCAUAGGAUUCAAAGAAGCAUUUGGGUCUCAUCAUUUCUUGAUUUCUUGUGAUAAUGCAUUUGUUUUUGUCUAGAGAAAAGGAAAAAAAAGAAAAAAAAGAAAGGCAUUCUUAAACAACAACUCUUUCAAGAAAUUCCCUUGUAAAUUAUGCACGAUUCUUUCUUUUCUUGAGAAAAAGAAGUUUUGGCGUUUGAAUAUCAGUGGAAGUUUCUUUUCCCUCCAAA